AUGAGUUGCCUUGUUAAGAGCAACAAGUCUUUUAACUCCUUCAGAACCGGGGAAAUCUCUGCCAUCAACUGGCUGUUAGGGGCAAAGUUGGGAUCAUUACUCGUCUCUCGGCCAUCUGGCUUUGGAGAAAGUUUCCUGCAAAACUCUCAACGUCGUGUUACGUUUCACCUCCCCGAUGGGUCGCAGGAAAGCUGCAGUGACAGUGGCCUAGGAGAUCAUGAGCCUGUGGGUAGUGGAAUGAUGGUCUCACACCCUCUCCCUCUGGUUCAGCCGCAGGACGAAUUCUACGACCAGGCCUCCCCGGACAAGAGGACCGAAGCAGAUGGAAACUCGGACCCCAACUCUGAUGGACCCCUUGGCCCCCGAGGACUGGCCGAAGCUACAGAAAUGUGCACCCAAGAAUGUCUUGUGCUGGGCCAUUCAGACAACUGUUGGAUGCCCCCUACCUUGGGUUCAUACCCGCAGCCCAAAUCUCCACUCUCUACCUUUGCACCUCAGAAGGAAUGGGUGAAGAAAGACAAACUGGUGAACGGACAUACACUGACCAGGACCUGGAAAGAAGAUAGCAACAGAAACCAGUUCAGUGACCGAAAGCAAUUUGGCUCUGGGGAAGAGCAUUUCAACCCUGCCAAUCACAUGACAGACAUUCCUUUGGCUAACUUGAAGUCCUAUAAACAUGCAACAGGAGCCAUGGAGAGUCCAAAGGAAAACCAGCUAUAAGGAAUGGUUUCUUUGGAACAGGGACUUUAGCCUAGUUAGACUUGCUAAUACUGUGUGUGUGUGUGUCAGAGCUUUAUGUACUGGGUAGACCUCUAGAACUAUGCGUCACAUAGCUGAGAUAUGCAUAACUGUGGGAUAGCUCCAUUGAACUACAAUGCAACAGCAUUUCUACUAGUUGUGUGAUUUUGUUACAUAGACAUAAUCAAACUCUUACAGAGAUUCUCUCCAGUUUGGCAAAUAUCCUGGUUUUCUUUUUUCUUUUCAAUUUAUUGGGGAUAAUGGGGUGGGGCUGUUAAUUAGCUUUUUUUAAAAAAAGAUAUUUUUUAUUUUUACCCUGGACUGCUGCUGUAAACAGUAGAAAAGUAUAUUGGAAGAAUGAGAGAGAGAAAAAAGAAGAAAAUAUGGUGUGUAUGUCUGUGUGAGUGAGUGAGUGAGUGAGAGAAAGAAAGAAAGAAAGAAAGAAAGAGAAAGAAAGAGAGAGAGAGAGAGAGAAAUGAAUUGCAAUUCUUAGAAAGUAUAUCCAAUUAGAAAAUUGUGUUAUUGUCGCCAUUGAACCUGUGCUGGGACUGCUAUACUUGACAUCUUUACUGAAACAAAACAACUAAAACUGCAAACAUUAAACCUACUGUGCUAUUAACAACGUUAGUGGACACUUGUUAAGUCAAUCAGUGUUCAAGUACUUGUAAAUAGAACAAAUUAUUACUAAUAACUUUUGUGUACUUAUAACGUUCACCUAAAAAAUACUGUAGCAUAAUUCUGUGUUUCACGGUUACUUUUUUUUUUUGUCCCCUACUUUAUUUCAUUCCUUCCUUUUCUUUAAAAGAAAAGAAAAUGUUUGUUUUGGUGAUGGUGUUUCGUGUUAAAUAAUCUGUCUGACACACCAUGUUCCAAGGAACU
Ahaetulla prasina is the source of this 1617-nucleotide messenger RNA. RefSeq names its product protocadherin-9-like. The transcript is spliced from 3 exons. Bases 1 to 720 code for a protein of 239 amino acids. The record is from RefSeq and is a predicted model, not a curated record. Lineage: Eukaryota; Metazoa; Chordata; Lepidosauria; Squamata; Colubridae.